Messenger RNA from Hipposideros armiger (great roundleaf bat), 707 nucleotides. RefSeq names its product NKG2D ligand 4-like. The transcript is spliced from 4 exons. The record is from RefSeq and is a predicted model, not a curated record. The coding region runs from base 54 to 707 and encodes 217 amino acids. NCBI's taxonomy places the organism in Eukaryota, Metazoa, Chordata, Mammalia, Chiroptera, Hipposideridae. Gene Ontology annotation, cellular component: external side of plasma membrane. Gene Ontology annotation, biological process: immune response; antigen processing and presentation of endogenous peptide antigen via MHC class Ib; antigen processing and presentation of endogenous peptide antigen via MHC class I via ER pathway, TAP-independent.
UGCUCCUGGUAGAAGCUUCUGGUAGAACAUCCUCAGAUUUACGUGCUCACUCAAUGUGCCUUGAUUUCACUGUCAAAUGGCAAUCCAGACCUGGACAGCCCUGGUGUGAAGUCCAGGGCUCAGUGGAUCAAAGGCCUUUCCUUCAGUAUGACAGUGACAGCAACAAGGUCCAAUCUCUGGGUUACCUGGGAGAGAAGGUAAAUGCCACCAAAGCAUGGACAGAAUUGACCCACAUGCUGAAGGAAGUGGGACAAGAACUCAGGAUGAUCCUGCCUGACAUCAAACUGGAGAAAACCAGGAACAGGGGUCCUCCCACCCUGCAGACCAAAUUGUCCUGUCAGCAUGAGUCAGGAGCAUGCAUUGGUGCGUCCUGGCAGUUUGGCUUCAAUGGACAGACUGCACUUCUCCUUGACACGAUGAACAUGAACUGGACAGUCACUGAUGCUAGAGCCAGAGGAAUCCAGGAGGACUGGGAAAACAACAGGAACCUGGCAGAGAAUUUCAAAAAGAUCUCACGGGGAGAUUGCUGUUACUUGCUUAAAGAUCUCUUAGAACACUGGGGGGGAAAUGCUGGAGCCCACAGCACCAUUAUUAAAGGCCCCAGAUACCCAACAGUCUUCACUCAUCAAGUCAAUUGUAUGGAUCUUCUCAACACUCAUCAUCUGCUCAGGCUUAAUUUUCAUUGUCAAGAGAUAUGGAGGAAAUAA